AUGGUUCAUUCGGAAAUAGCCUUAGCUCAUUCCGGAUAUUUUCGUCGACAAUAUUCGACGGAAAUGAAGACACAAAACCGACCUGUAACAUUAAAUAUUACCCAUCUUACGAAUUAUGAUGCUAAUGCUGUUCGCCGGGUGGUCCAUUUCUUUUAUACUGGCAUUUUACCAUGCUCAUUAGCUGAAAUUCCGGAACUUUUAGCUUUAUGCUAUAAACUUCAGGUACCAUCAAUGAGAUCAAUAAUUGAAAAAUUUAUCAUUCAAAAAGCAGCUGAACAUGACUGUUUAUUGGACUGUUGGAAUAUUACUUGUCAUCGACAAUCUGAUUUGUCACUUCGAGUAAAAGAUUUCGUACUCAGUUAUGUGAUUCGAUCUCUGGAAGAGGCAGUCUUGGAUUUACGUUUUGCACAGUUGGAUCAAGGAGCUGUGGAAGAGUUAUUGAAACGUGAUAAUUUACCGGUUCGUUCGGAAUGUGAUGUGUUACGUAUCGCUUUGAUGUAUUAUUUUCGUCGUGAGGGAUAUGUGAAUAUGCAAAGUUUGCUAAAUGUUGUUCGAUAUAAUUGCGGUAAUGAAGCACUCAUCCGGAUGCGUCAAGAUAUUCUGUGUGUAAAUGAUGAAGAGUUGCGCUUUUGUUUCGAACAAAAUUGCGCUUAUGGAUUGUGGCAGACUCAACGUCAUCUAUAUGAUCAAAAUAUAUGGCCUAUAAUCGAAGUACAAUCACCGCGUGGUAAUCCGAAUGCUGACUGUGAUUGGAUUAACGCGCAAUUUUACAAUUUGCUUCAACCUAUCGCUGAACCUUUUCGAUAG
Loa loa (African eye worm) is the source of this 807-nucleotide messenger RNA. RefSeq lists its product as hypothetical. Bases 1 to 807 code for a protein of 268 amino acids. The record is from RefSeq and is a predicted model, not a curated record. NCBI's taxonomy places the organism in Eukaryota, Metazoa, Nematoda, Chromadorea, Rhabditida, Onchocercidae. Gene Ontology annotation, molecular function: protein binding. The transcript is spliced from 5 exons.